AUGACUGACUCUUCUCUGUUCAUUCGCGAGCAAUUGGAAAAGAUCCAGUCGUUCGAUGCGGACCUACGGUUCAUGGCCCUCAGUGACAUGAGUUCGGUCGUGUCUGGACCUGACUUUGUGUCUGUGGUCGCCACCGACUCUCGCCUGGUGGAUCGAAUGCUCACAGCUGUCAUCGAAAAGCUCAACGACCCGAUAUCCGAGGUCCAGAACCAAUCAGUGCGGUGCCUGGAGGUGCUUAUUCGUCAGGUGAGCGAGACGCAGAUCAACUUUGUCAUCCAGACGCUCAUUGACUCCGAUAGCCACUCUGUGGGCAAGAAGGCUGACGCUGGAAUCGAAAGCAACAUCACGUGCACGGCGCUCAAGGCCAUUGUCGGUAAGCUGGAGGCCUCUAGUCGAAACGCCCGCCUGCUGGCCCGUCUCCUCAUUCCCUGGAUGACAAAGCCGGUGUCAGCCUCGUCAGUCGACAUUGUGGACAUUGGCAUCGACUUUGUGCGACGGUUCGGCUCAUCGCUCACUGCCGAGGAAAUUGCCACUCUCAAAACGCACUUUGUGGGUCUCCUCAAGUCGCCUGAGCCAAUGAUCCAGAAACGAGCUGUGCUGGGUCUGUCUGCCCUGGCCCGAUACCUCUCUACACCUGAGUUCGACUCUCUCGUGCAGCACUGCAUUGGCAUGCUGCCAAAACAGCCCAAGAUUGUGGUUACGCUGAUUGGCAGCCUGGUAAGCGGAGAGCCUGCCAAGUUCGCUCCCUACGCCCCCGCCACGUUUCCUCUGGUGUUCGACUGUCUGCAGCUGGACCUGGAGGAGGACCCCGAUGAGGACAACUCGCAGCUGCUGGAGCUGAGAGAAGUUACGCUGUACUCUCUGGAGGGCUUCUUGAAACUGCCCCAGGCGAUUGUCACCACAUUUGUGGAGAAGUUGGUGGAGGCAUCUCGAAAAUUCAUUGUCUACGACCCUAACUUCAUCGACGACGAUGACGAUGAUGAGAACAUGGACGAGGAUGAUGACGAGGAUGAAGAUGACGAUGACGAUGACGAUGACGAGUUUGACUCGUACUCCGACGAUGAGGACCAGUCCUGGAAGCUGCGACGAUAUGCUGCUAAGCUAGCCGACUCAAUUGUCAAGAACUGCGCCCAGACCAUUCUUUCUCUGGUCUACGCCUCUCUCUACCCCUGCAUUCUCAAACGUCUCGCACAGGAGCGAGAGACCACAGUCGUUGUGGCUCUUCUCGACACACUGGGAAGUAUUGUGGUCUACAGCGGGGUGAGUGGAGCUCGAUCGCGGGUUAGACGUGGCUCCGACGCAUCCAUGCGGGUGGUGGAGAACGACCCCAUCGAGAAGCUCGAUGCUACUCGUACAAAGCUCAUCCAGGUGACCUCCAAGUGGCUGACUCAACAGGCUACUGCUCCCCUGGCCGCUUUUGUGUACAGGUCGCUGGCUCAGACCCUCGAAGCACAUGUGCUGGAGGUGAUCCCAGUUCUCCAUAAUGCCGUUAUUGACGGAAAGCAUGCCCAGACUACUCUUCUGGCUGAUGCUUUGGAAAUUUCGCAGAUUGCAGUUUCGAAAACUGACUGGUCGGACUUUACCGAUCAGUACCUGGCCCAAAUUCAGGAUCUGAUCCAGGCCGGUCUUAAGGACACCUUUUUCAAGGUGCCUGUGGCUGCUAUCGAUCUUGUCAUGUGUCUGAUGGGUGUGAAUCCCGAGUUCAAGCCCCGGGACGCCAUUGAGGCCCUCAUCCUCGACUUUGCUUCUUCCACUGCGAUUGAUUCGGAGAUUCGAGUGCGAGCAAUUUCGUGCCUCGGCAAGCUUAACGACGGUCAGGAGAGCCACGCCAUUCUGCUCAAGUCCCUCGAAAAUGAGACAUUCCGACUUGCUGCUAUCGGUGCAGUGCGAGACCUUGUUGAACGUGACCGUGUGACCCGAGGCGAAUUUGCGAGUCACGUGGUUUCACAGCUUGUCACCUUGUUGCGUCAGUCGCAGCGGCUUUUGCGGCUGUCCGCCCUGGAGACUCUCAAGGAGAUGAGUGCAAGCAGUGUGGUGGACACUACUAGCGCAGAGCACGUGAUCUCGUCGUUCUUGAACAAUGGGUCUCGAGAUAUCGACGAUCUGCAGCUCGUUGCUCUGGAAAUUGACGUUAUUGCUAACCUGUUCUCGCUGGUGUCUUCCAACGACAAGCUAGUGCAGCCCGUGAUUGAGCUCCCUCUGAACCACAUCCAUGUGACAUCAGAGCUGUUGGCUGACUCCUUCGUCAACUUUUACGCACAAAUCACAUCCCUGCGGACCGACCUGCGUCAUGUCAUCUACGAGCAGCUUUUGCGAGCCUGUGAUUCCGGCCACAAGGGCAUCUCCACACAAAUUAUUGGUUUUGUCUGUGCUGGUGACGACCAGCUGACUAACACCUACAUUUCGCGAGCCUCUGAGGCUGGUGGCGCCUCUUCUGAGUCCAGAGCUUCCGACCUGCUCAUUCUGGGUUACAUUGGUGCUGCCAAGGCCCUGCCAAUCUCUCCCGAGCUGUUUGCUCCUCAUUUGACAGGAUCCGAUGAGGUAAUUCGAUAUGCGUCUGCGGUUGCUCUGGGUAACUGUGCUCGUGCCAAUCCGAACUUUCUCGCAUACACACUCUCUCUUCUCAACCAGGUCACCUAUCUUGCUCUGGUUGCUCUGCGAGAGUACAUCAAGUCGUCCACGUCUGACCCCGAGCCGCUGUUUUCGCGGCUGUUUGACAUUUCCGAAAUGGACGACAACAUCCAGAGCGUGGUAAGCGAGUGUGUGGGUCGAAUCUGUGUGCGGCAUGAGGCGUAUGUUGGUGACCUGAAGAAACGGCUGGGAGACCCCAACUCUGUCACGCAAGCCAUUGUUCUGUCUUCUCUGCGGUACAUCUUCGGUCAGGUGUCGUCUUCUGAGGACGUUCCCGAGGAUCUGCAUUCUGUGCCUCGAGAUCUAGUAACUCUUGUGGACAAUGUGAAGCAGGACAACACCGUGGAGCUGAGCUUGACGUGUCUGAAUGCCAUUCUGCACAAUGCACCUACUCUGGCUCUCCCUAUUCUGCCAGCUCUUGUGUCCACCUUGAUCACCCACACCUAUGUGAACGCCGAUCUCAUUCGACAGGUGCAGAUGGGUCCUUUCAAGCUCAAGGUUGACGAUGGACUGAGUCUCCGAAAGACCACCUACGACAGUGUUCUGUCUCUGUUGUCCAACAUUGACGCCAAAUCUCUGACCGCUCAUCUUCCCAGCCAGCAGCUGCUUGCGCUGUUUGAGCGGCUUCUUGCUGGUCUUUCCGACGAACACAAUAUCCAGAUUCUGUCGCUGGUGUGCAUUCCCAAGGCCGUGGCUGUGGACAUCUCCCUUCUGGGGGCCCACAUUGACGUUGGAGAAGGCACCAAGCCUGCUGUGAACGUGCUGACUACUACUCUCACCGGUCUGCUCAACAAGGAGGUCAAGGAGAGUGCCAUUAAGCAAGAGUUUGAGAAGAAGAACGAGAUCCAGCGAAACGUUCUGCGGUGUGUUGGUUCCAUUACCACGUUGUUGGACGACGCUCCGGUCCAGCCUCUUACGGAUGUGGAGCUCAACUCGUGGACCGAGUUUGGUCAUUUUGUCGAACGGUUCAAGUAG
Molecule: messenger RNA, 3606 nt
Organism: Yarrowia lipolytica CLIB122
Lineage: Eukaryota; Fungi; Ascomycota; Dipodascomycetes; Dipodascales
Biological process (GO): SCF complex assembly; protein ubiquitination
Cellular component (GO): nucleus
Source: RefSeq, a predicted model, not a curated record